UCUGUCGCCCUCAGCCGCCGCUGCGACUGCGCGUCGUGCGUUGUCUGCGUCCCCAUGCCGCGCUUCCCCCGUCCUCGCCCUCCCAGGCACGUCCGUCCGCCAUGCGUCCUCCGCACAGCAAGCAUCCUCCCUUCAUAUCCUCCUCAUCCCGCUAUCAUCUCCGCUCUUUGUCGCGCUGCCAUGCCUUCCAACAUCCUCCCAGCAUCUCCUCGGGCCCCAGCCUCGGUGCACCGCAGACCGCCAAGCGCACUCCCUCUGCUCGAAAUCACAAUUGGCAUCGGCCCCCGAUUAACCUCCAUCACGCCCUCGCAGCGCCAACAAAUGCUGCACAGUCCGUAUGUCGAAACACAAUCAACUCACAAACGCGCACCAAUGCACACCGCUGAUCCCAUCGCGCUCCCUCCGUCCGCCGGUCUUGCACCGGCCUACUCAGCCUGCGUACGCUGACCCAUCUCACGGCUGAUUGCCUUCCCUUGCGGAGUUGUGAUCCGUGUCAAGCCAAGCAGCACACUCCUUGAAGACGUCUGCCAGUCUGCAACAGAGGAUACCCAGUCUCGCACGCGGACGCGACUUAGCAAUUUCGUGAGUGUUCCGUUCCACUUCCAAGCUAUCGUGCACGACCUCUGGGUAUCUGACGCCUCGUACAC
Fomitopsis serialis is the source of this 647-nucleotide messenger RNA. RefSeq lists its product as uncharacterized. The transcript has a single exon. The coding region runs from base 55 to 447 and encodes 130 amino acids. NCBI's taxonomy places the organism in Eukaryota, Fungi, Basidiomycota, Agaricomycetes, Polyporales, Fomitopsidaceae. The record is from RefSeq and is a predicted model, not a curated record.